UUUUUAUUUUAGCUUUUGAUGAGAGAUUGUAGAAAUUAGGGAAGAGACUUUCGCAAGCAAUCUAGAAGCAGCAACUCGAUCUUCAAAUCUCCGUCUUCUUUGCCAGAAUCAUCUGCACCAGAUUCUCCACUACUCCAGGUAAUACUUUGUAUUGAGUUAGAUUUUUAAGAUGGGAGUCAAACUGGCGUGCUAAUGUCAUUGUUUCGGAUUUUUGUUAAUCAGCUUGAAGAAGACGACGAAGAUAUGUCACAGGCUACUUCGAAGAAAGUGAUCACACGUGAAGAAUGGGAGAAGAAACUAAAUGCUGUAAAGCUAAGGAAAGAAGAUAUGAACACUCUUGUGAUGAAUUUUCUUGUGACUGAAGGUUAUGUAGAAGCUGCUGAGAAGUUCCAAAGAGAGUCUGGAACCAAACCAGAGAUAGAUCUUGCGACCAUCACAGAUCGAAUGGCUGUUAAAAAGGCUGUGCAAAACGGAAAUGUCGAGGAUGCGAUUGAGAAAGUUAAUGAUUUGAAUCCUGAGAUACUAGACACGAAUCCCGAGCUGUUUUUUCAUCUUCAGCAGCAAAGGUUGAUAGAACUUAUUCGACAAGGGAGGACAGAAGAGGCCUUGGAGUUUGCUCAGGAGGAACUUGCACCACGUGGUGAAGAAAACCAAGCGUUUCUGGAGGAAUUGGAAAAAACUGUAGCCUUACUUGUUUUUGAAGACGCCUCUACUUGCCCUGUUAAAGAGCUUCUUGACAUUUCCCACCGCCUUAAGACAGCAAGUGAAGUAAAUGCAGCAAUUCUUACAAGCCAGAGCCAUGAAAAAGAUCCCAAACUUCCAAGCUUGUUGAAGAUGCUGAUUUGGGCUCAAAAUCAACUGGAUGAGAAAGCAGUGUAUCCGCACAUAAACGAUUUGUCUACUGGUCAGCUCGAAGACCCGUCAGUAUGAUUCCGCACUCCUUUCAGCAAUUGAAAAAACAGAUGCGAAAAGGAACAGUGAAUGGUGCCAGUCACUUCCCUUCAAUCUCAAUAACUAAGAUUCAUAUGCUUUCUGGUUUCCCUUUUCUUCUGCAUCAACGGGAUUUGUUGGACCUGCAAUCGUUAGGAUAUGUGGAAUGGGGGAACGUAAGCUGUUUCUAGGCAAUGAAUUACUCUUAGUCAAAUGUUCUUAUUGUCAUCAACAUGUUCCAUGACUCAUUGCAUAUGUGCAUUUGAUUUUAUUUAAUGAAGUUAUUGCUCUUGUUUGGA
This is a messenger RNA of Camelina sativa (false flax), 1229 nucleotides long. RefSeq names its product protein GID8 homolog. Gene Ontology annotation, molecular function: protein binding. Lineage: Eukaryota; Viridiplantae; Streptophyta; Magnoliopsida; Brassicales; Brassicaceae. The record is from RefSeq and is a predicted model, not a curated record.